UGGAAUGUAUGUAAUUCCUUCUUGAACAAAAAUGGCCGCCUAUACCAUAGUGGCUUUGUGGUGCGUUCGGAGGAUCAAAAGAUGUAUUCCCGUGCUAUUGUAGUGCAAUUUUCUGCUAAAUUUAACUUGGAUAAUUAAAGCCAAAUUGUCUUUCAAACCCUGUUGAAUCAAUAGCAUCGAGUGAAAGAAUCGAAUAUGAGAUAAAGACGUGUUUCUCUCAGUGAAAUAUUUUUGCGGUUCGUGAGUAUGAUCCUUUCUGCAGCCCCGACUGUCUUCAAGCAGAGAGCGCCAGUACCACAGUGUCAACGAGAUUGUUGGAAGGAGAAAACAACCCAAGAUAGACCAAGUAAUAAACAACAGCUGACCAUUAUUGCCUUGAAUAUUCGGGCUAGAUUUACAUGCGAGAAAUAGACGAUACCGUCGAGCCCUUCAAAAUAUGACUUUUGUGUCUCGUAACCAUGGAAUUUUUACCUUCUUUGCGAAGUUUUACGUUCGGUGCAGGAAGUGGAGGCGGAAGGAACACAUACGGAGGAAGCGAUUGUGUAAUCGGCCAUCCGGCUUAUUUUCACCGUUCUUAUUUGGAAUUUCUCUUAUAUUUUGGAAUAUAUUUGGAGUUUAUGCAUCUUCAGGAGUAACUACGAUGAGCAACAAAAAUAAUUUCAAUUCAACAACCAAAAUUGAUAAUGAUACAAACAAUAACAAAGAACGUUCUUUAACAACAACAUUGUCUUUGGGCACAGAAAUAAUAACAGUGACAUCUACAUGUGAAGAUAAAACAUGUUCUAUCUCUAUGCCUAGUGAACCUAGGCCUAGUGAUAAUGAUUGCCCUUCAGCUGCUCCCUGUGAUGUAGGCCUAGAUUUUUCUGUGUGCAAUAUGAACAUUAACAUGACUGAGAGUGAAAGAACAAGAAAAGCUUGUAAGAAUGAUAACUACAACUAUACCUGUGUAUUACUAUUAAAUCAUACCAAUGAUUUGGGUGACAAGAAGGAAUAUUGCCCUGCACAGAGGUGCUUGGAUCUCGCAUUAAAUUCAUAUAAUUGUUGUGCUAAAUGUUUAUGUGAGACAAGAGAAAAAGAUAUUCUCUCACAGAAAAGUCUAACCAAAUUUUCAAAUAUUUUAUCACGAGUUGAUUGUAAGCGCUCAUAUUCUCUGUGGAAUUGUACACAAUGUAAGGCUGUAUAUAGGGAUUGGUUGUGUGCGACUCACGGGCUAUAUCAAUUUGAAAACGAAACGAAACCCUGUCUAGAUAUGUGCACGUCUGUUAUGUCUCAUUGCCCUUACCUUGUACCCAGCAAGCUCUACGGUGGCUCCCCUUCAUUUCUUUGUCCAGAAUUUUCUGAUUUGACUUCUAAAGAUCAAUAUGCACAUGGAGGACAAUGCUUCAAAUGUAGAGGAGCAGAACUCGAGCCCCCAUCAGAUAAUAACUACAGUGUUGACCAGCCUUGCGAGUACAUCAUAGCAACCAGUGGAUCUAGAUCAGUGGCCAUAAAAUUUGUCUUACCUGUUUGGCUUAUUUUUCUGAUGCGAAUUUGUGUAUAUUUUAACACUGCCAGCUAUUCAUAGCAAAAAAAGAGUUUGCUCAUUAACCUCAUUAUUAAUGAUCUCCAGAGUUUGCCAGCCAAAUGCUUUUUGGCAGAGUUCUCUCCAAGCAAAUGCUUAUUGGCCGAGAGUUCUUCAGUCAAAAUGCUGGUUGGCACUGUGCUACAGUCGAGACGAUUGUUGGUACAGGUUCUCCAGCCGAAUGCCUGUUUACCACAGAGUUCAUUAGCCAAAUGCGUAUUGGUACAGAGUUCUUCAGUCAAAAUGCUUGUUGGCACAGUUCUCUAGUCCAAAUGCUUGUUGGCUUUAUGUUCUCCAGUCGAUGAUUGUUAGCUCCGUGUUCUCCAGCCAAGUGUCUGUUGUCAGAGUUCUCCGGUCAAUAUGUUUCUUGGCAUAGUGUUCUCAAGCGAGAUGCUUAAUUCACUAGUAUGCAGUGAUGAUACUGGUUGAUGGUUGCUCUAGUGGGGAAAAUUUCCAGUUACUAGUUGUCAGAGACACCAAUCCUUUUAGGUUAAUGGAUGCCAAAUACAUCACAGGUGUCACCAAUUGAUAAGAAAGAACCUCACCAGCUCUAACAUCUAAAGUUUGCUGGGGUCUAGCAAUGACAGCUCUGUAUUUUUUUGCAGAUCAUUUGAUAUCAAUGACCGAUUUUUCGCAUGAGAGUACUGUAUUUGAAACCAUAUCAGCAAACCUCAAAGGAGACUAUAACGUCAGGCCAAAUUCCCAUAAGAAAGGGAUGAAGAGUGGUGUAUAUCUCUUCCCAGCCUAAAGUACUGGUAAUUGUUUAUUGAUAUUUGUUAUUAAGUGAACAUAGGAUGGCAAAGAUUCCUGUUGAUCCGGGAAGUAGUGCUGUAUCUAGAACUUUGAUAUUCAGUAAGUAGAAAGUAUAGAAAGAAAAUAAAUGUUGUGUAAAAUUCUUAAACCAAAUUGGGAUAUACAGCCAUAUAGACAUUGUUGAGUUGUUUCCUAUACCUGGGUAUAAAAUCGUAUGAAGUUACACCAUCUGACAAUCAAAGUUCUAAAAAUUCUUGAUAAUCAGGGAAGUAUACUAAAAAAAAUAUAAUAUAGUGACAUUUAUAGUGACAUUUAUAGUGACGUUUUUGUAUAUAAAUCUCUGUCCACGCUAUUAAGCUUUUGUGACAAAUGUCUAUGAUGUCAUAUCCCACCCAUAUACUGUAGGUGGUGAUAUAUAUAUCGCAAUCACACACAUAUCUGGGAUAAUCCUAGAUGUUGUCGCAGUAAAUUUUGCUAGUGUGGACAAAGCUUUAAUGAUUUAAUUUUGGACAUGUUGACUGCCAUUGAGGACCUCACCAAUUUUUCCAAGAAAAAUCAAGCACUGCAUAGUUUCUACCAAAUUACAACAAAUUCUUACAUUCAUUUUCAAUCCAUAGUGGAGAUGUAUUUGGCAUUGGGACAUGUUCUUCAGUUACAUACAUGUGCCUGAGUUUUUGUACUGUUGAACAAUUGAAUAAUUAUAAAACUAACUAUAAUUAUAUGAUAAUUUACAAUCCACCACUUGAAGCAGCAUACAGUAUUAAAAAUUUGUUUAUGUUUUGUUUAGCAAACUAUAAUUUUGAAAAUUUUUCAAAAGAGGGUGGAAAGAAAACAAAAUAUAAUUUUGUUUCAUAUUGCAUUGCAUUUGUAAAGAAUGUGAUGUAGCGACAUAAAACGUUUAGUAAAUUUACUAAUAAAUAGUGUAACUGAGGAACAAAAUAAAUGCAGAAAUUUUUACGAUGGCUGCAAUUAACAGGUAAAAAAAAUUAAUUUGAUAUAAUAAUUAUCUGCAUGUGGCAGGUUUGCGAAACAAGGUAUAAAAAAGUUAUAAAAGUCUUGCUUACAAUAACCUUCUGUGAGAUGAGGUAUGCUACAGUGUAUUGCAGAUGACAUACAUUAUGACACCAUGUGACAAUAGAGAGCUUUCGAUUGGAUGAAACGGUGGGAUGUAGAAUGUAAUGAAGUCAUUAAAAAGUCAUCUGCGCAUGUGAGAAUGUUAAGUUCUCAUCGCGUGGAUUUUAGGACACAAUUUGACCAAAUCUGUGUUGUGCAGGGAACAUAGGAUGGUCACAAUUGAGUGAAUCCAUUCUAGCGUCGCGCCAUCACGCAAAUCGAAAGCUGCUGAUUUCACAUCAGUUUUCUACGAUAUGACAGCAUUCAGCAUGUUAAAAGUUUUACUGUUCUUUAUUUUGUAUAUUUGUCCACAAUGAUACAAUUCUGCUUGUAUUUUGGUAAGAAAUUCAUCUAGAAACACAAGAAUGGAUAUGUCGGUAAUCAUCAGUGGACCCGUAUUAAAGAAAAAUGAGAAAGCAAAGGCAGUGCUAAGUAAUGUAGGAUCUCACUGAGAAUUUGUUGCUAUCUAUAAUGCAUUUUCAAUAUUCCUAGUUAAAUUCAGGUCAUCAGCCCCUUUCCCUAAAAGUGACCUCUUUUUAACAUUCAUUUCAUGUUGAUAUUUUAUUUUAAUAUUCAAUUUCAUCAAUGAAUUUGAUUAGUAUUUGAAUCACUAUACUAUUGGUAAAUUAGUUGACGCAGAAAAAAUGUAACAUUUGGUAGCAUGUAUGUAACACCUGCAAAGGUAAACAUCUGUAAAUGUGAACACCUGCAAAAUUUGAACAUCUGCAUAUUGUAGGUUAACAUCUGCAAGUUGAACACCUGGGAAUGUAGACACCUGGUAAACAUCUUGUUUAGGGGUGAUGUGUGAAUAACACAUUGAUAACCUUCUCCAGUCCUUGGAUUAUCUUUCUCAAAGCUGUAUGGAAAUGUAUUUACAGCUUUAUUAUACACUGAAGACUAACUCAUUAACUUAUGAAUGUAGUAUCUGACGAGACUCAGUUAUGUUUGAUGCAACUUCAUAAACCUUCCUUUUUUUAUAACAAAAAAUAAUAUAUAUAUACCAGAGGUUAUUUGCCACUGCACACUGCCUUCAAACUUCACUGUAGUUUCUUCAAUCUCUCAUUUUUAUUAGAAGCUACCUGUAGAACACUGCAAUACAGUGAUAGUCCAUAUGCUAAUUAAAGUAUUACAAUUAUUCAAUUAAUGAAAGUAAUUCCAAAGGGCCUAUGUUACUCUGAAAUUUCUCUAUAGUGUAACUUUGAGCCCAAAAGAAUAUCAGACAGUAUGAUAGAUACCGUGUAAUGAAUUUUAAAAAUACUGUAAUGAUUUUAAAAGUUGGAUCUAGCAUGGAGUUUAAAAAGGUAGAAAUGUUCAGAAUGUUUUCAGAAAACUUCACUUCAAAAGAUAACAUGGUCAUUUAUCACUGUAUAUCCCAUCUUUCCAUUGUUUGAGUGUAUUUAAUUUAUUUAUAUAAUUAAUGUGUAAUUGGAGUAAGUGUUUGUCGACCAUAACAUGUGUAAAUUUAAAACUAGCCCUUGCCGUGAGCUGGACUCAGCAAUGGUGUAAACUAUUUAUACCAACAUUGAAUUUUGCACAUUUCUUUCGUUAAUAAUUUAUACCGGUUCUGCAAAUGUUUGUAACGUGGAAUAUGUAGAUAAUUAUCAUUAUCAACUAUAUAUUAUAAAUGUUUGUUAUUAAUAUUCUGUUUAAGCCUUUACUCUGUUCUGCAAAUGUUCAUAUGCAGAAUAUUUAUAUCUGUAUGCUAUUUGAACAGUACAGUAUUCUGUAUGCAAAUUGUGUAUUGCGUAUUGCGCUUACUAAAAUGUUUAACAGUAUAUACUGUACAAACUUAUAAAACUGUAAAUAGUAUAAAAUAUACUGCUUACACAAUAUAUUCUAUACUGUAAUAUACUGUUGUUAAUAUACAAUAUCUCUGUAUACAUUGUGUUUUGUACAUUUAUUUUAUUGCGUGCAAUGCUGUAUAUUUUACAGUAUAUGUAUUAUACAGUUUAGACUUACUUUAUAUACUGUACUGUACAUGUAACUGUAAAGUAUAUUUAUAUCAUCACUGACAUACUGUUUAUAUUGUAUAUAUUGUACAUAUGUAAUGUACAGUAUGUACCAAUAAUGUACUAUGCAUUAUACUGUGUUUCUGUGCAGUAUAUGUACUGUACACAUUGUGUACAAUAUGUUUAUAUUAACAAUAUAUUAUUACAUUGUACAGUAUGCUGAGCAUACAGUGUAUUUAUUGCAUUAUGUACUGUUCAUUCUGUACAGGAUUUUAUUUCAAGAAUACUGUUUAUGACUGUUUACGGUAUAUACCCUGUACAGUAUACUAUACAGCACACUGUUCAUAUAUUAUAUACAGUGUUCAUUUAAAACAAUAUGCUACAGUGCUGUUGUAAAAUUACAUCAGUAUAUGUACUGUUCAUAUAGUAUUUUGAAUCAACAGGAAUGUAUGUUGUAAAAAUGCUGUACAGCUAUACACUGUUUGUACAAUAUGCACUCUGUACACCUACUGCUCAUAUACUGUUCAUAUACUAUACAAAUACUGGUAUUUUGCACAUGAACAAUAUGUACUCUGCAUUAACACUGUUGUAAAAAUACAAAGUGUUAUGUAGCAUACUGUUCAUUUAAUACACUGUGUACAGUUUUUGAAUUAACAGCAUUGUAAUGUUGUAUAAAACUAUACAGAUUAUAAUACACUGUUUAUUCACUAUACAGUAUGUACUUUAAUAGAGUAACACUACUCUGUAAUAAUACUGUUAUUUACAAUAAAUCUUAUUUACAGUAUAAACUUAACAUCAUAUAGUAUAAAGUGUGUACAGUAUAUCUCCAGAUUUAAUCAUACUGUAUGUUAAUUUUAAAUGAUUGGCAUUUUAUUGGGUACAGAAGUGGUUUUUGUGGCUAAAGUUGUGUACUACCAGAGUAGAAAUAAUUAUAGUGGAUCUCAUAUUAUUAACACUCUGCCCGCCAAACACGUAGAUCUCCGUGUUCGGUAACGCAACGCUUGACCGCCAAACACGGAGAUCUCCAUGUUUCAGGUUUUUUACGGAAUCCGAUAGAUAGGGGAAUUACUGACAUGUACUAACAAUUUGAACACUAUAUUCAGUCUGGACCGUAAGUACUUCACUAUUUGUUUGUUUACAUUAGUAUAGAGCGGUAAUGAUUUACUUUCACGAAAUUGCGAUUAUCUCAGCUUCGUUGUGCGAAAUUGUGUAAAUCUCCAAAAGUGAGUCAUUUUCAUUUUACUGUUACAGGUCACAGAUUGUGAUUAGAAUAAAGUGUUUAGUACCAUUGUAUCUAAAAUGUUUGUAGUUCUUGUAGUAUUCACUACCUGUCAAUCUGAUCACAUACGCACUCUCAACAAGCUUUGGAAAAGUGCAAAAAACUUGCUAAAAUGUCUGGCGGUGUCUGAUACUAUUUUUUCAAACCCCUGGCGGUCAGAGUGUUAAAAUAAACCAGUAUAUCCAGAAAAUAUGAGCCCAUAAAAGGUUUUUUACUUGUUUAAUUAAAUGAUACAUUGUGAAACUUACAGUAUCUUAUACAUAAUCCCAAUGAAGUAUCUAUCUUUAUGAUUUUUUAUCAAUCGAGCAAUCAACCAAUUUAUAUGUAUAGUAGAUCUCACCUUCAUAACCAAUAGCAAAUAUGUAUAUUAUCAUGUGGGAGGGAACAUAAUUAUCAUAUUUAUUUAAAAAAUAUAAUCCAUCUCAUUCUCUAAAUUAUGUGUACUACGAAGUUUGUAUCCUAGCACAGAGCCACUAAGGUGUUAAUGUAUUUAUUUCUGUAAUAUCAAUUUAUACGUUGGAUAGCAAUUUCACGACUGUUAAAUCCAUUGUUGUAAACGAUGAUGAGCAUUAACCCAAUUAAUUAUGAAUGCUGUUAAGCAUCAUAACCGCUGUGUUUUAUCUGUAUGGCUAGUACCAAAGUUGAUUUUUUUUGUGUAGCUACUGAAAUCCAGAUUAAUUAGCCUUGCUACCAUUUAAUGAAGUGAUAUGAAUUUGAGUGAGGAAAUAUGAAGAAGAACCAUAAAUACUACAGGAAUAGAUGUAGCACACACUGUGGCAAAGAUUCCUUGAAAAUCUCCCAAUUUAUUUCAGCGAUUUGAAAUUGAAAUACAAUUUGAUAUCUUAAUUCUUUUGGCAAAAAUGCGCAAUUCCUAGAGAAAAUAGGGGGUAAACAUAUUUUCAAUCAAUCAAAUGUAUGCUAAGUAAGAUAACUCUGCCCUAGUUGUUUUCGUUCGGCAACGGGUCGUAUGUGUCAUAAUCUCACUCUGUUCCUAAGAACGGAAAACACUUGCUAACCAGCAUUAUCUGAAUGUUUGCAAGAAAAAAAAGAUAAUUGCCACAGGCUUGUCAAAGUACACAGAAAUACUAUAGAAGACUUGGUUUUCACUGCUUCCCUACAGAUUAAAAUCAGGUGUAAAAAUUGAUUUUUAAGAGUGUAAUACAUGUCCACAUGACAGGGCCAUGUUAAUAUACUAUUGAUUGUAGCAUGCAAUCAUUAUCCAAAUUUCCUUAAUAUAUAAAUUACAUGAUUAACUAUGGGAACCUUAAAGUUUUUCUUUUAUUGAAACCUACAUUUUUCUACAUAGUGACAUAGUUAUCGCAUUUCAAUAUAUACUUCCAUUUAAAUAUAUUCCGAUCCUAGAAUUAAACCAAGAAUGAAUAACUCAGGAAUUCAACAUCCCUCCCAAAUAAAUUAACCUCAGAUCGCAUUCCCUCAUCAUUCAUGGCUGUACACACGUUUUAAAAACCAACAGGGGCUCUGAACUUUAAACUGAUGAAUUGAAUAUUGACAACACAUUUUCAUAGAUUUCACUUGAGCUUAUUAUGUGGGCGGUAUUGCAGUGUCAGUAUCCUUCGUAGAUAAGCUACAUAAAUUAUAUAAUUUAAGUAAUUAUGCAUUCCAAGCUAUUUUCUUGAAUCUCUAGAUCUCCUGUAGUACCAAAUGGCCUAUUCUAUAUAUAAUUAGAUGAUUUCAUGCUACAAAGUAGCACCUAGAUGUUAUAUUCAGUACAUAAUAAUUAAAGGAUGAUUCUCUGCUACAUUAUUGACCCAUGUAUUCUUUGUAGCAGCAAAGAAUUAACAAAGGAUCUUCUUGGGUAGAUAAUAUUUGUAUAAUUUUAUGCCAUAGUGUUGAUCCCAUAGACUUGAUAGGUGUAGCAUGGUUUUUUUUAAUAUGGGUGAUUGCAAUCUUCCAUGCAUUGGCUCAGUCAGCGCACCAUUGGAGUAGCAAGGAUAUCUUCUUGGAUAGAUAAUAUUUAGAUAAUUUUUUACCGUAGUUUUGAUCCCAUAGAUGUAGCAUGGUUUUUCAACAUAGGUGAUUGCAUUCUUCUAUGCAUGGUUUUUUUUUUUUCUGUAGCACUAAAUUAUUUGAUACAUAGUGGACAAUCUUAAUAUAUAUUUUUCACCCAAACAUUAGUUGACAUUUAGUGAGAAUUUUGUAUACCUGGUUUUGCGAACCUUCCGCUCACUGAUAAUGAUAAUUUCUAAUAAAAGUUUUAUUUUA
Molecule: messenger RNA, 8878 nt
Organism: Anneissia japonica
Lineage: Eukaryota; Metazoa; Echinodermata; Crinoidea; Comatulida; Comatulidae
Exons: 3
Coding region: 437-1564 (375 amino acids)
Biological process (GO): calcium ion import across plasma membrane
Cellular component (GO): plasma membrane
Molecular function (GO): stretch-activated, monoatomic cation-selective, calcium channel activity
Source: RefSeq, a predicted model, not a curated record